Perognathus longimembris pacificus (Pacific pocket mouse) is the source of this 2092-nucleotide messenger RNA. It is a transcript of the gene Mcmdc2, whose product is annotated as minichromosome maintenance domain containing 2. The coding region runs from base 47 to 2092 and encodes 681 amino acids. The transcript has 14 exons. Gene Ontology annotation, biological process: double-strand break repair via break-induced replication. Gene Ontology annotation, molecular function: DNA binding; single-stranded DNA helicase activity; ATP binding. The record is from RefSeq and is a predicted model, not a curated record. Lineage: Eukaryota; Metazoa; Chordata; Mammalia; Rodentia; Heteromyidae.
UGAGUUAAUCCAUUAGUAAUAAAGAAGAAUUAUAACUGGGAGAAAAAUGUCAAAUCUAAAGAUGAAAGAAGCAGCCCUUAUCUAUCUUGACAGAAGUCGAGGCCUCCAAAAGUUUAUAGAUGACUGCAAGUACUACAAUGAUUCAAAACAAAGUUAUGCUGUCUAUCGGUUCAAUAUUUUGGUAAAUCCUUCUGAUGUUGUUGAAUUAGAUGCUGAACUUGGAAAUCACAUUUUACACCAUCCUUUAAAAGCUGCACAAGUUUUUCAAUCAGUCUGUUUUAUUGCUAUUAAGACUCUCUCGUUAAUUGGACAGUUGCAGACUGAAACUCAAAUUAAUAUAGUGCUGAAAUUAACACAUUUACCUCCUCUGCCAAGUUAUGAUCUUGAUCUUUGUGAGUUUCCACUUGAUUAUACAUCGCAGAGAUUUUAUAUGAUGCAAGGAAUUGUUAUUGCAAUGACAACUGUAACCAAGUAUUCACAAGGCGCAAGAUUUCUUUGUUCAGAUGAAGCAUGCCCUCUUUCAAAAGGAUUUCGGUACAUAAGAGUGCAUGUGCCUGGUGCUACAGAAUCAUCAACAGUAAGAAAUGACUUUUUGUGUAAUCACUGUUCAUCUUCACUUCAAGAAGACAGAAAAUUUAGAGUACUUGGUGAUAAGCAGAUAGUUGAAAUCAUUACCACAAAAGUUCUUCAUGCUUUUCAAGGAUAUAUUAAAAACCAGCCAUUUAGGUUUCAAUCUCUUACAAUUUUCCUAAGAGAUGAAUUAGUAAACAAGAUGAAAAUGGGAAAUGAAUAUAAAAUCGUUGGAAUUCCAGUCUGCGUCAAAACCUCACAAACUUCUGUUUGUAUAGAAGCAAAUAGCAUCACUCUUUGUGAUCCAAAAGUUCCUUCAGGAAUUAGUGACAACUUCAGGUGUCUUCUCUCUUUGACUUCUAGCUCAUGCUGGAAAUUUACAGCAAUACUUGCCAAUAUCUUUGCGUCACAGAUUGUUCCUCCUGGUACUUACAAUUUGCUUAAGCUCUGUUUGUUGAUGAGUUUAGUACAGUCAAGUGACCGUAAUAAGGAGCUUGAAGAUUACUUGGAUAUUUUAAUUAUAACAAGUGAUACUCUACUUGUAGACAGACUUUUGAAUUUUAGUAUAAACCUUGUUCCCCGUGGUAUACGGCAUCCUGUUUCUACUGAAAUUUUUCCUACUUUAUCCAAAAAUAAAUAUGGAACUGGAGCAGUUAGCAUUCAAGCAGGUAGUGCUUUGCUAGCUAAAGGUGGUAUCUGCUUUAUAGGAGACAUAGCCUCAUACAAAAAAGAUAAACUUGAACAACUUCAAUCAGUUCUGGAGAACAGAAGUAUCACAGUGUACAUUCCAGGAAAGAGGCUCGGGGAUGACUCUGAUCAGCAAAAGGCUUUUCCCAUUCAGUGCAGUUUCUGGUCUUUUGUUGAUGUGGAUUCCUCUUCCAGGAGAAAUGCACAGAAACCCAGCGCUCUAAUUGGUCAGUUGGAUUGCAGUUUGAUCCCAGCUCACCUUGUCGAGGCCUUUGGAUUGUUGAUACACUGCGAUGAGUCGUCACCUCACCACCCACUUCUUCCUUCUGUGCAACAUGCUUUAAAGAAAGCCAUGGAUCCUGAAGGGCUACUUUACUCAGCUUCUAAACAAUUCACAACGGAAGAUUUUGAAAAGCUAUUGGCUUUUGCAAAGAAUUUGAAUGUAGAAUUCAGCUCAGAGGCAGAACGAAUGAUUCAUGGAUAUUAUCUAUCAAGUCGCAGAAUCAGAACAGACUCUAUAUAUGGAUCAAAACUGUCAGCAUCUGCAUUAAAAUAUUUAGUUUCCUUAUCUGAAGCCCAUGCUCGACUAAGCUUAAGGAAUAAAGUGCUCAAAGAAGAUGUACUAAUUGCAGCCUUAUUAUUUGAAACAUCUCUCACAUUGAAAUAUGGGGCCACUGUAUUCUGUGUUGCUCCAAAUGCAUUAUUCCCAUUUGAACUGUAUAAUGAAGAGUAUUUAGAGCAAAGGGAUCUCUAUCUCACUCAGUGCCAGCAACAGCUCCAGCAGUUCAUUGCUACAUGGGGACUGGGGACAGCUAUUUUCUCUAGUGAUGAAUAA